UCACUCUGUGCGUUUGACGUCAUGACGCCGCACGCUGAGGGACGCAGCGGCGGCUUGAGCUCCACGAUGUCCGGACACGGUCACGGACACAGUCACGGCUGCGGGUGUGAGGGGGAGCAUGAACCCGCCGAGAGGGGCCUGGAGUACGGACUGUAUCAGCGGAUCGACCUGGAGAAGCUCCAGUGUCUGAACGAGAGCAGAGACGGAGACGGGAAGCAGGUGUUCAAACCCUGGGACCGGCGGAACGAGCGGGACAAGUUUGUUGAGAGCGAUGCAGAUGAAGAGCUACUGUUCAACAUCCCUUUCACUGGCAGCGUGAAGCUAAAAGGCAUCAUCAUCUCUGGAGAAGACGACGACUCUCAUCCUGCUGAGAUACGACUCUACAAAAACAUCCCCCAGAUGUCUUUUGACGACACGGGAAAAGAGCCUGAACAAGCCUUCAGGCUGAACAGAGACCCCGCCGCAGAGCUGGAGUACCCAACAAAGAUCUCUCGUUUUUCCAACGUCAAUCACCUCUCUAUCCACAUAUCGAAGAACUUUGGCGCAGAAAGCACCCGAGUGUACUACAUUGGUCUCAGAGGAGAGUAUUCAGAGGCUCACAGACAUGAAGUGACGAUCUGUAACUAUGAGGCGGCAGCAAACCCUGCGGAUCACAAAGUGGAGAGCAUCAUCCCACAAACCAACUUCAUUUCAUGAGACGAUGAUUGGGUGAUUGGGAAGAGGAGGCAGAGGAGAAGGGAAAAAUGGAGUUUUCCAGUGACGUCCGCUGACUGUUCGCAAGUCAAAGAUGAGUUUCUGCGCUGUGCACCAGCAGGUUGGUCCCGCUGGACGAACACCGAGUUCAGCAACCUGGAAACUAUAGCGCUUCAGAUCUGUCUGAAAGUGUCUCCUUUCUGUGGUCAUUAAGAGUGAAGGCUUCUUGUGGCCAAAGUACUUACUAAUAAACGCAUGAAAUAUUUGACACUGUUCUCUGUUCUCAAUGUGAAUCUUUGAGGUAAUGCACUCGGCACAUUUGUAGAAUUAUCAUACAAUUGAAAAACACAGUGUUCAAAGACUAAAGGGAAUACGUGACCAACACAGCAGUGUGACUCCAAGUUAAUCAAACUCCAGGAAAGUCGGCUUCUCCAGUUAAUCAGUAAUACCAAUCAUGAUCAACUCCACCCGCUGGAAAUGGUGAAACCAGGUGGAAAUGAGAGGAAAUGUGCAAGACAACAGAGAGAUUUUACAUGUUGUGGCCACAGACCUUUUCCCUCUUUACAUCAUUUCCGUUUGAUACUUUGACUGUUUGACAUUUUUCCUGUGCUUUUGCCACUAGUUUAAUCGCCUGACUCGCAGAAGUUGCUCGGGUAGCAUAACUAGCCAGAAGGUUUGCCGUGAAUGGGGGAGAUAACUGGAAGACAGGACAGUACGCUUGGAGACAUGGAGGGUGGCUGUAAAAGAGCAACCCGGCAGCAGAAUUGCCUUCUGCUUCUUUGUACAAGGAGGAACAGGAAGAUCAUUGCACAAGCCCUCCAGAAUGACCUCCAGCAAGCCACAGCUGCGCAUGUGUUUGCCCCAACUGUCAGAAACAUAAUCUGAAUGUGGCAUGAAGGCCAAACAUCCACAAGUGGGAUUUGCAUUUACCAAAAAACACAAAGUAUGAAAUUUGCCACUGGCAUCCUUCUCCUCACACUGAGCACAUAUGGCAGACACGACAGAGUCUGGAGACACCAUGGAGAAUGUUUUGUGGCUUUCAACAUCCUCUCGGCUAAUUACACAGUAUGAUCGAUAAAGCAUUUUACACUAGAAUACUCCAUUCAUCAAGAGCAAGUGUUCCCUUUAAGUUUUUUAGCAGUGCACUACAGACAAGAGUUGGAAUUAAAUAAGUAUUUUUCCAAUUCAAGACAUUAGGCGUGACGUUUACACCCUGGCAGGAUUCGUACUUCAUACUCCACAAGCCGCAAGGUUCAACUGUUCAGAUAAUCUGUCAUUUGCAUUUUCUAUAAGCAGCAGUAGGGGGUGUUUUACUCUGAAAUUCUGUCUCUCCUCAUAACUACAUUUAUAGGCAUCUUAUUGGAUCGUAGUUUAGUGGAAAUUCAAGAUUCAAUUCAAGAUACUUUAUUUGCCCCCAAGGGGGAAAUUCAAUUAUAUAAAAAAGGAAAAACAGCAAUAUAUGUCAACUGUCAUUUUAAACAUUUUCUACGAAAAGAGAACACAAACCCAUGCCACAUCCACUUUGACAUUUUCCAGAGUGUUUGAGCUUUUGUGUCUUGUUAUAAUCUCAUUUCUAUCCAUUUCCAUUUUAACUGCAAAGAUGUGAUGUCAAUAUGAUACAGCCAUGUCAUCUAUCAUUUGAGUUAUAGAUGGGAAUGUGUGAGAUGAGUAUGGAAGGCCGUUUUUGUGAGUGUUUUUCCAAAGGUGGGGCUUUUAAUGAAGCAAAUGUAUAAUAAAAUGCAAUAAU
Messenger RNA from Salarias fasciatus (jewelled blenny), 2440 nucleotides. RefSeq names its product PITH (C-terminal proteasome-interacting domain of thioredoxin-like) domain containing 1 (gene pithd1). Lineage: Eukaryota; Metazoa; Chordata; Actinopteri; Blenniiformes; Blenniidae. Gene Ontology annotation, cellular component: nucleus. The transcript has 7 exons. The record is from RefSeq and is a predicted model, not a curated record. The coding region runs from base 22 to 696 and encodes 224 amino acids.